GAUCUAUCGUUUUGGACCGAAAAUCGCGAUCUCAGACAACACGAUUUUGGGAUCGUCAAAGCUGCGGUUUUUGCUUGGUGUAUAUUAAUAAUAAUAAUUUCGUCAAUAAUUUCACAUGAAUGCCCAAGGCUCUGUGUCAGCUACCGAUCAGAAAGCUGCAGGCUGCGCGUGACCAGAUCACGUGUUCGCCACCCAAGUCAGUGUGUAGCUUGUCAUUCAAUUUCAAGCAUACUUCCCCACUGACCAUACCGGGGAGAAUAUUGCCAUGGGGUUGAAGGAGUGCUUGGCCAACUGGGGUCUAAAAGAAGAAGCCCAGACGUGCAUAAUAACAGACAACGCUUCAAAUAUGGUCAAAGCAAUGGGACUUAACCAAUGGACCAGACUGCAGUGCUUCGGACACAGGCUGCAUCUUGCAAUUGAAAAUGCUGUCAAAGAUGAGCAAAGAAUCAAACGGGCCACAGGACUUUGCAAGCAGCUGGUUGCGGUCUUCACUCACAGCUGGAAGAAGAAGGCGGCACUAAAACAGGCACAGCAAGACUUGAACCUACCUCAACAGUCACUGGUCACUGAAUGUCCGACACGAUGGGGCUCCCGGCAGAAAAUGAUUGGGAGGGUGUUGGAGCAGAGCAAGGCACUGUGCCAGGUUCUGUCUGAAGACAGGAAGACGCGGCACCUGGUCCUCACUUGGCAAGACACAGAUGUCCUUGAAUCUGUAAACAAUGCCCUCGGUCCUCUUCAGGAGUUCACAGACGCCCUCUCAGGUGAGGACUACGUAAGCGUGUCAUACCUGAAGCCAGUGCUCCAUCUCCUCAGAACAGCAACGCUUGCUGAAACUGACCAGGACACGAAUCUCACCAAGGAGAUCAAAUCAAGAGCUCUCCACUACAUUGAAGAGAAAUACAGCGACCCAGUGACACAGGAGCUCUUGGACAUCACAUCCUUCCUUGAUCCAAGAUUCAAGAAGAGCUACAUAAGUGAAGAGAAUGUCCCAUACAUCAAAGACAGAGUGAAGAUGGAAAUGGAACAGGUGGCACAAAAGGAGCAGAGGGCUUGUGUCACAACCCAUCCCAUGCCCCUGAGUGCAGAAGAAGAACCACCCUCCACCUCUACAAAGCGAAAGCGGUCACUGGGCAGCUUUUUCAAGACCAAGGCGGUCCCUGCUUCCUCUACUGUGCAGUUGGAGGAUACCAUUAAAGCAGAACUGGACAACUACCUCAUAACUCCUACCAUUGAUGGAGAGCAAGAUCCACUGGCCUGGUGGAGAGUGCACAAUGUCAACUUCCCAUGGCUUAGCAAGUUGGCUCGUAAGUACCUUUGCAUACCAGCAACGAGUGCACCAUCAGAGAGACUGUUCAGUGCCAGUGGCAAUAUUGUCACAUGUCAGCGUGCAAGUCUGAAGCCAGCAAAGGUUGACAUGUUGGUUUUCUUGGCCAAAAAUCUCUGAAGGGAUGAA
Messenger RNA from Eleginops maclovinus (Patagonian blennie), 1453 nucleotides. RefSeq names its product E3 SUMO-protein ligase ZBED1-like. Gene Ontology annotation, molecular function: protein dimerization activity. Lineage: Eukaryota; Metazoa; Chordata; Actinopteri; Perciformes; Eleginopidae. The record is from RefSeq and is a predicted model, not a curated record. Bases 266 to 1444 code for a protein of 392 amino acids. The transcript has 3 exons.